This is a messenger RNA of Cherax quadricarinatus, 2650 nucleotides long. RefSeq lists its product as uncharacterized. NCBI's taxonomy places the organism in Eukaryota, Metazoa, Arthropoda, Malacostraca, Decapoda, Parastacidae. The record is from RefSeq and is a predicted model, not a curated record.
ACGCAGCUUUGGUCAAGAGAACACAACUCUGCCUCUAUAACUUCAUUAGUGGUUACCAAGUCAGCUGCUCAAGAAUAUCACUUUGCGUCAUUGUGCGCACUAUUUGUGAAUUUUCAGGACAAAAUAACGAAUCAACUAUAGAGGAGUUUAUGUGCAAUAUAUGUUAGCUACUGCUGUUGCAAAGCCCCAUUGUCCAGUGACUGGUUGACCACUGAAGAUGGAGUCUGAGAACAGUAAUCAAGCAUCUCUGCUCUCGCCACAAACCUUCAACUCUGACACCACCCACGCUGGCCUCCCCACAUACGCAUAUUUCUACCUACUCGGAACUUACGUAAACCCGAGCACAUUACUGCUUUUUCUGGCCAGCAACUUUUUAUGCUUGUUGAUUGCCUACCACUUUCUCGCCAUCUACCGAGCAGCCAGAAGUCACCAGCAGCAUGACUCCCGUAACUUGGAGGAGGAGACUGAGUCCAGGAAGGUAGUGGCUGAACCUGGAGGCUGGUUGAGACCAGUGAGCAACAUAGAAACGUUUUCAGCAUCAACAUUGAUUCUAGGCACUGGUAACACUGCUCAGGUGUUGUGGCUCUCCUCGUCUCAGCCCAUCACACCUGAGGACGUUAAUCAAGCUCUCUCCGUAAUAGCUGAGAAGAUACAUGUUCUGCAGGUCUGUGUUGCUUGGCGCUGGUUUCGACCAUGGUUACGACGGAUGAAGAACGUUGUUGUAGACUUCAGCGUUGAGACGGGCGACGCCAUGUCGGUAUACUACCAGCAGAUGCGAACUCCCUACAAUAUUUCUCAGGGACCACUGUGGAGGGCGAGCUUGGUUCCCCAGCCACAGGCAGCUGGUGACCGUCACCAGGCCGUCCUGGUUCUCACCUUACAUCACAUCAUCAUUGACGGCCUUACCAAUAUGAUCAUCUCCCGUGACUUUAUGGAGGUGCUGAACGCCAUCAUGACUGGACGGGGCCACAACACCCCCACACGCCAUAACAUUCCAGCCAUUGUUGACGAACUUUUCAGCAUGAGAGACUGUAUUUGGUGCCUUAAGUUUCUCUCGUCUGUAGCGUACAAAACAAUCAAGAGUAUGCUCAGUGAUAGAUGCUACAGUAUUAGUCUUCCUCGGCCAAACACAAAGGUAGCACAUACAAAUGUGUUGCGUAAAGACUUCUCAGCAGAGACGACUCAAGAGCUUUUGCGUCACUGCAAGGAAGCAAAAGUUAGCGUUCACUCUAGUAUAGUGGCUGCAGCUUACCUAGCGCUUCUACGCACCGCUCAGAAAUAUUCAAAAGAAACUUUAGACUCACUGAGGAUCACUUAUGAUAACGCUGUAAACAUGCGUCGCUACUACCCAAGUGUUUACAGUGAGUCUGUUGGUUUUCACUCAUGCUUGACCAAACAUGAAUACGUUGUCUGCAGUAGUGACGCAGAAAGCAAAGAUAAUUUCUGGAGUCUAGCAAGACGUAUGCAUGACGACCUCCAACACAAUCUUUGUGUCAGUAAGACACCUAUUCGUAUUUCUCCACUCUCUUUGGUACUCUCUGCUAUUAACCCAGUAAAUUACUUGCUAACUCGCCUGGGAUGUAGAAACUUGGUUAACACAAACAUGACGUGCACUAACAUGGGCAAUCUGAAGCAAAUAUUGCCUGGUAAAUACGGGGAUGGGCCUGUGGAGAUCACCAGUCUUCUUCGAUCCACGGCAUCAGAGUUAUGUGGAUGUCCUUUCUUGGUCGUCUUCCAGACCUUUGAAGGACGGUUGUUGUUGUCUCUGGACCAUUACGUAAAUAAUAUUACUGAGGAGGUCGCCAAUAUGUUCUUUUUAUAUUUAACCCAUUAUAUUGAUGACAUAGCUCACAAUGGCACCAUCAAGAACUACUGAGUUGUAUAUAUUUUGGGAUAAAUAAGAAAAAUGUUUAAAUAUAUUUUGGUUUCCAUGUGAUCGAGCAAAUUAUCCCUUGUCCCAAUAACCCCUGCCAAUAAACUUCAAGACAUUAGUUUGAAUUACAUUUGUAUAGAGUGGUCUUCCUCUCUCUCUUCCCGUCAUCACAUACGCACCUAUGGCUCCGCAUCUCCAGAUUGAGACACCUGUUUUUCCCGAGUGACAGCCAAGAACACUUGCUAGACAAACCCAGUAUUUCCAAAAUCAAUUACAUUAGCUUCUUACCGCCAUCAUACUCAAAGCUACCAUGCCCACCUGCCAGUUUACUGUGGUUUCAGACUCCUAACAUUUGAUAUGUGUGCGUGAGUGAAGAAGUUAAUUUCUGUAGUUUAAGAAUGAGUCGUAAGAGGUAGGAGUGAGUUGCAGGGAUAUAGGAGUAAGGAGUUGUAGGAUAUGGAAUAUAGGAACGAGUUGUAGGGAUAUGAGAGUGAUUUGAAGGAACGUGGGAGUGUUGUAGUUUUAUAGGAGUUGAAGACCGUGGAAUCGAGUUUUAAAUGUGAGUGAAUUUCCAGAGGUAUGAGAGUGAACUGUCGAGAUGUGUUGUGGAAGUGUGGUAGAAAGUUUUUGGGGUGGCGAUGUGUAUGAAUGAAUUUCAGAUAUAAAUGCUUUCAAAUGAGCUGAUGUAGGUAACAGCUCUUAGCUUGCCAAUAAAGUUAGGAAUCCUUAACCUGUAAAUAGCUUGUCAAUAAAGUUAGGGAUCCUUAACCUUGUCAA